This is a messenger RNA of Balaenoptera acutorostrata (minke whale), 2105 nucleotides long. RefSeq names its product NFKB activating protein (gene NKAP). The transcript has 9 exons. The coding region runs from base 149 to 1402 and encodes 417 amino acids. The record is from RefSeq and is a predicted model, not a curated record. Gene Ontology annotation, molecular function: chromatin binding. Lineage: Eukaryota; Metazoa; Chordata; Mammalia; Artiodactyla; Balaenopteridae. Gene Ontology annotation, cellular component: nucleus. Gene Ontology annotation, biological process: negative regulation of DNA-templated transcription.
UUUGCAGACGUACUCGGAACUGUUUCCAAGGUUUUAUCAGGUUUGGGUGGUGUCGCGGCUGCUGGUCCUGGGAGCCAAGGCAACGGAGAUCUUCCCAACUUGCGAGAGCGCCCCCUUCUCCCACGGCUUCGGGGACCCAGCAACAGCUAUGGCUCCGGUGUCUGGCUCCCGCAGCCCGGAGUGGGAGGCCUCGGGCUCCGGGGGGAAGCGUCGCAGUUCGUCGAAGAGCCCUAAGCCCAGCAAAUCCUCUCGCUCCCCGCGGGGCCGCCGCUCUCGCUCGCACUCUUGCUCUCGGUCCGGGGACCGGAAUGGCCUUAGCCAUCAACUGAGUGGCCCCAGCCAAGGCUCCCGAAACCAGUCCUACCGCUCCCGCUCGCGGUCACGCUCUCGAGAGCGGCCUUCCGCGCCGCGGGGCGCCCCUUUCGCUUCUGCCUCCUCGUCCGCCUAUUAUGGCGGCUACUCACGCCCCUACGGGAGCGACAAGCCAUGGCCUAGCCUCCUGGACAAGGAGAGGGAAGAGAGCCUGCGGCAGAAGAGAUUAAGUGAGAGAGAGAGGAUUGGAGAAUUGGGAGCUCCUGAAGUAUGGGGACUUUCUCCAAAGAAUCCAGAACCAGACUCUGAUGAACAUACACCAGUAGAGGACGAAGAGCCAAAGAAAAGCACCACUUCAGCUUCUACUUCAGAAGAAGAAAAGAAGAAGAAGAAGAAGUCUGGUCAUUCAAAAGAAAGAUCCAAGAAAAGGAGGAAGAAAAAAUCAUCUAAAAGAAAACACAAGAAGUAUUCUGAUGAUAGUGACAGUGACUCUGAUUCUGAAACAGACUCCAGUGAUGGAGAUACAAAAAGGAGAGCAAAGAAAGCCAAGAAAAAGGAAAAGAAGAAGAAACGCAGAUCGAAGAAAUAUAAGAAAAAGAAGUCUAAGAAGAGCAGAAAAGAUUCCAGUGAUUCAAGUUCUAAAGAGUCCCAAGAAGAGUUUCUGGAGAAUCCCUGGAAGGAUCGAUCAAAGCCUGAAGAACCCUCAGAUUUGAUUGGCCCAGAGGCUCCCAAAACACUUGCCUCUCAAGAUGAUAAACCUUUGAACUAUGGCCAUGCUCUGUUACCUGGUGAAGGUGCAGCUAUGGCUGAGUAUGUAAAAGCUGGAAAACGUAUCCCACGAAGAGGUGAAAUUGGCUUGACAAGUGAAGAAAUUGCAUCAUUUGAAUGCUCGGGUUACGUAAUGAGUGGUAGCAGGCAUCGCCGAAUGGAGGCUGUGCGACUGCGAAAAGAGAACCAGAUCUAUAGUGCUGAUGAGAAGAGAGCCCUUGCAUCCUUUAACCAAGAAGAGAGACGAAAGAGAGAAAACAAGAUUCUGGCCAGUUUUCGAGAGAUGGUAUACAGAAAAACUAAAGGGAAAGAGGACAAAUAAGGAUUUUCUGAUUGUUCAUCAGACAUUUUUAACAACAAAAAAGAAAGUUUGGGUUCCAUAUAUACACACAAAAAGAUUAUCAUGAUCUGAAGAAGCUUUACAGUGCUAUACUGUGCCUUCUAUUUAAUUCUUUCAGUCCUUCUAUAAAAAGCUGCUUAUUGAUGUAACUUUAGCAAGCUCUUUGGGUUAUUUUGGAUUGACCAAAACAACCUUCUGGUUUAAAAAUCCAAAUUAUGAAUGAAACUCUACUGUGUUGGGGGAGGUGGCAUUGAGAGAAGGUGCUGGUGAGGUGAGAAACUGAACUCUCACACCAUGGGACAGUGCUCCCAUUAGCUCUACAUGGUGCCCACUCCCCAACCCAUCCCAACUGAACUUGUGAGAAAUUAUCAUUCCUCUAUGUUGAAUGUGUUAUAAAUGGACUUGAUAGAAACACACAGGAGGCCACUUCUGUUACCAAAAUGAAGGCAUGGCUGAAAAAAGCAAAUCUGGAAUUUGAAGGUUGACUUGUAUAUUACAAUAUUAUUGUCAGCUCUGGAAGUAAUGUAUUUUGAUUUUAGUCCCUACCUCCACCCCAAAACCAACAAACAAACCAAAAAGCAAACUAACCCACAGACUUGUUGAAUUGAAAAUGUGAACAUUAGUUUUAAAAUUCUUAAUAGGUUAAUUAAAAAUGGUUAUUUCAAAUAUGAAAUAUUGGGAAGUC